AUGGGUGACUGGAGCUUUCUAGGGCGGCUGCUGGAGAACGCUCAGGAACACUCCACUGUGAUCGGAAAGGUUUGGCUGACCGUCCUCUUCAUCUUCCGCAUCCUGGUGCUGGGGGCAGCAGCAGAAGAGGUGUGGGGAGACGAGCAGUCCGACUUCACCUGUAACACGCAGCAGCCCGGUUGCGAGAACGUCUGCUAUGACGAGGCCUUCCCCAUCUCCCACAUCCGCUUCUGGGUGCUGCAGAUCAUCUUCGUCUCCACGCCCACGCUCAUCUACCUGGGGCACGUGCUGCACAUCGUCCGCAUGGAGGAGAAGAGGAGGGAGAGGGAGGAGGAGGUCAGGAAGGCCGGACAACACCAGGAGGACCAUGACAACCUCUAUCACAACAGAGUAGGUAACGGAGGAGGUGGGAAGAAGGAGAAGCCACCGAUUCGUGAUGAGCACGGGAAGAUCAGGAUCCGCGGGGCGUUACUGAGGACGUACAUCUUCAACAUCAUCUUCAAAACUCUGUUUGAGGUGGGCUUCAUCCUGGGACAGUACUUCCUGUACGGCUUCCACCUGAGGCCGCUCUACAAAUGUGGGCGCUGGCCCUGCCCCAACACUGUGGACUGCUUCAUCUCCAGGCCGACCGAGAAGACCAUCUUCAUCAUCUUCAUGCUGGUGGUUGCCUGCGUCUCUCUGCUGCUCAACCUGCUGGAGAUCUACCACCUGGGCUGGAAGAAGGUCAAGCAGGGCGUCACCAACGAGUUUGUGUCUGACAGCGAGUCGCUGCUGCUGUGUGCGGCCCGGCGCAGAGAGGCACAGAGGAUACCUGAGCAGACCUCGCCAUCCGUGCUCAACUGUUUGUCGGCGUAUUCCAGUGUGGGCGCGGUGGGGGGCGGAGACGCUGAGGGAGGAGCUUACAAUCCAACAGAAGAAGCCUCCAGAGGUUUGGGCCCUAACAUGGCCGCCGAAUCGUUGCCGGCAGAGCUCAAGAUGGAUGGCGCCCCGUUCCACCCAGACGACUUCCUGCUGGAGAGGCUGCCCACUUCCUUUUAUGGCAAUGGAGACACAGUGAGCGUUGGAAGCCGCGGGCAGCUGAGGGCGAUGGAGCAGAACUGGAGCAACAUGGCACUGGAGCUGCAGGAUCUGAAUGGAAAAGACUCCUUCGACCCUCCUCCUCCUCCCUCUCCCCCCUCCUCCGCCUCCUCCUCCCCUCAGGGGGAGAUGACCCCACUGCCUCCUCAAGAGGUGCAACGCUCCAUGUGUCCCACGCUUCCUCGUAAUACCCCUCUGUACCCCCUCAUGGUGGAGGAGAGGGCGUCGGAUGAGGAAACCGCUGUCACCACAGCAUCUUGGAUGGUCCCGCACGACGACUUCACCGUGGUGACCCGGGCGGAGAUGCAUCAGCCUCCAUGUGCUGCAGCGACAGACAUUCGGAAGCCAAGUCGGGCCGGCAAGGGCAGCUGCGUCCGAGCUCGCCCGGAUGACCUGGCAGUGUAGCUGCAACACACAGGUGCACAACCGUACACACAGGCCUGAAAAACCUACAGAUCAUAAGCAGUUUUUCUCAUGAAACUCCACAAGCACAUCCUCCAGAAGAAGACUGACGCUCUGAGGCAGAUGUUGAGAAGCAGCUGGAGUCAGAAUCACCGAGCAGAGGAAGGAGUUUGGCCAGAUUACAGCGACACAUCUGUAAACUCACUGUUCUGACCACAGUCCCUCUAACACACACACACACACACUCUUUGUAAAGGAGUUGCAGGAAGGUACAGGCCCAUGAAAUGGGAAUCACAGACACACACACUCACAGUAUAAAGGUGAUGAUGAUAGGUUUGGAAGCGGAGAGGCAGCGAUAUUCUUUCAUUUUCAUCUUUUUACUUUUAUCUCUUUGCGGCGACAUCACACGAGAGGUUUGCACUUUUGUUUCUUUCUUUAU
Molecule: messenger RNA, 1918 nt
Organism: Platichthys flesus (European flounder)
Lineage: Eukaryota; Metazoa; Chordata; Actinopteri; Pleuronectiformes; Pleuronectidae
Product: gap junction alpha-3 protein-like
Exons: 3
Coding region: 1-1482 (493 amino acids)
Biological process (GO): cell communication
Cellular component (GO): connexin complex
Source: RefSeq, a predicted model, not a curated record